Messenger RNA from Lycium barbarum (goji berry), 1614 nucleotides. RefSeq names its product seipin-2-like. Gene Ontology annotation, biological process: lipid storage; lipid droplet organization. Gene Ontology annotation, cellular component: endoplasmic reticulum membrane. Bases 55 to 1461 code for a protein of 468 amino acids. The transcript has 2 exons. Lineage: Eukaryota; Viridiplantae; Streptophyta; Magnoliopsida; Solanales; Solanaceae. The record is from RefSeq and is a predicted model, not a curated record.
CACCUCUCUUUUUACACUAUCCAAUUCUUGAGUUAAUCUUUCCCAAUUACAUCCAUGGAUGAACAAGCAAGAUUAGGUGAAAAUGCUGUUGGCAUUGAUGGUGAUAAUUUUCUUGAAUUCAAUUGCAAAGAUUACAAAAAAUCACCAAAUUUUGUCACAAAUUUGGUGAAGUAUUCUUUGCUUGUUGGAGCUGAAAAGGCCUUAAUGGGUCGAAAAUCUCAAGAAGCAUUUUCAUGCUCAAGUUUAAGUUCAUGGACCGACGAAGCGACUGCUCGCGAAAAAAGGAGAAACAAAGGCAAAACAGUCCUUCAAGAAGAGAAAUUAGCAUGUGGAACCCCUAGGGACUCUGCAAUUGAGUCAAGUAACGAGCAUUUUAGUACUGAACUAUCGUUUGAUUUUACUGCUUUUUUAGCAGUAACCAUGCUCAAACUAUUCGGAUUUCAAAUGAGUCUAAUGGUAAAACUUUUUACAUUCCCCAUUUCCUUGAUGAAUUUCUGGAUAAUGGUAUUGACAUUACCAUUUAAUACACUAACUUUAGCCAAAGAGAAUUUAAAGAAGCAACUAAUGAAUCUAGGCACAAAAUCUUGGUUGACUUUGAUGUCUUUUGUAUUCAGCCAAAUUAAGGCCCAAAGAUCUAUGUUGAAGCUGACAGUAAGGUUCUGUUGGGCUUUGUUUUGGGCUGCCUAUGUUUGUUUUCUGCUUGUUGGUUUGUUGGUGAUGGGCUUUGUGGUAAGUGGGCUUACUAUGAGACGUUUGUUGGAAGAACCAAUUGAGACAACAAAGGCCUUGAAUUUUGAUUACACAAAAACUAGCCCAGUUGCUUUUGUACCUCUUGCAGCUUCUGGACUUUCUGCUCCAUUGGUUUCCAAGCCCAAAAUUGAAGACAGGCCCAUACCUUAUAAUCACAAGUUGCAGCUUACUGUUUCAUUAACCAUGCCUGAAUCCGAGUACAACAGGAAGCUUGGGAUUUUCCAGGUAAGGGUGGACUGCUUAUCAACAAAUGGCAAGGUGACGGCAACCUCAAGCUACCCAACCAUGCUACUAUUCAAAAGCCAACCAAUCCGAUUAGUCCAAACAGCAAUAAAAUCCAUACCACUUGUCACUGGUUUUCAAUCAGAAGUACAAAACCUUAAACUUGUCAUAAACGAUUUCACAGAAGGUUUCGAGCCAACAGCAUGCUUUAAGGUUGUUCUUGAAAAAAGAGCAGAAUACCAACCAGAAGGUGCUGGCAUACCAGAAAUUUAUGCAGCAACAUUACAUGUGGAAACUGAAUUACCUCAAAUUAAAAGAAUCAUUUGGAUUUGGAGAAGAACUGUUUUUGUGUGGAUUGGGAUUUUGGUGUUUUUGAGUCAGAUCAGUUUUGCUUUGAUAUUUUGUCGGCCUGUGCUUUUACCAGGGAAAAGGAUCAUGACAGUUCUUGGAACUAAAAAGAAUGCCCAAAAGAACAAAAUCUCAUGGUGAGAGAUUGAACAAUAUUUCAAGAAUGCAUUUAGCAAAUUAAAUUUUUAGUAGGAUUAUUAUUGUCACUUCUUGUAUUUCUUACUGUAUUAUUGUCAAGGAUGAACGACAAUAUUGUUGUUGCGGACUUAAAUAAAUGAAAGUACUAUCACGUCU